Molecule: messenger RNA, 1392 nt
Organism: Microplitis demolitor
Lineage: Eukaryota; Metazoa; Arthropoda; Insecta; Hymenoptera; Braconidae
Product: golgin subfamily A member 6-like protein 22
Exons: 4
Coding region: 1-1392 (463 amino acids)
Source: RefSeq, a predicted model, not a curated record
AUGUGGCAAUUGAUCGCAGAGAUAGAAGACAGGGUAAAAACAAAAGUUGAAGAAUUGAUAAUGAAAUCAAUGGAAGAAAUAAAGGCAUGUACAAGACAAGAAACCUCGAAGAUAGGGGCCCAAAUAAUUAGGAGCAAAUGUAAAGAAGACCAAGUGGAAAAGGAAAGAAGACACAGACAGGAAAUAGAAAGAUUAGAGAAGGAAAUUGGUAAAAGAGAACAAAGCAUAAAGGAAAAGGACAGAGUAAUUAAAGAGCUAAGUGAAAAAAUAAAAAAGGAGAAAGAAAGUAUGAAUGAGGUAGAAAAAGCUUCCACAAUGAUGGAAGAAAACGAGAUUGUUGUGCUUGUGGAGACAUGGGUAAUGGAAGAUAAGGUGGAAAUAACAUGUGAGAGGCUGAGCAAAGAAUUCAAAUGGUGGGCGAAGCCUGCGACGAGAGAGAAACAGAGAGGAAGAGCAAAGAGAGGUCAUAUUAUUGGGAUAAAAAAAAAUUGCAAACCAAAAUGGGAAGUCAGGGAAUGGAAAUACGGAAUGAUGUUGGAAGAAAGUAAGGAAAGUGAAAGUAUAAUCACAGUAGCAAGAGGAGAUGAAGGUGGAGAAAUAACUUACGUCGGGGGAGACGAAGAGAGUUUAGGAUCAGUAAUUGACCUAAUACUAACGCUGGACAGAGGCGAUGAGCAAGAAAUAGAGGUAAGAGUGGUGGAAAGAAUAGAGUCAGAUCAUCUACCAGUGUUGGCGAGAUAUAAGGUAAAGAGAAAUGAGGAAGAGAGUAAGGAAGGAAGCUGCAUGUCAGAGGAGGAAGAGCAGGAAGAAAUUGGAGCAAAUAAGCUGAUCUGGAAGAAAGAAAAAAUACAGGAGUAUGCAGAAGCAACGCAGGAAGCACUGACAGAAGCAGUAGAGGAAAAAAGCGAGCUUGAGUGGGAGGAUAUAAAGGAAAUAGUAAGAAAAGGGGCUGAAAAAACGGGGAUGGUGAUGAAAGGAAAGAAGGACAAAGAUACAAAGGAGAAAAAAAAGUGGUACAAUAUCGAGGGUAAAAAAAAAGAAAAGAAGUUCAGAGGAAGAAAGAAAAGAGCUGCAAGCAACAGCAUAAAAGCAAAACAAUGGGAAAAGCACUUUAGUGAUCUGCUGAAUGGGGAAGGCAAUGAAGAAUCGGAAGAAGAAGAAAAUGAGCCGUGGAAAGGAGAAGGUAGUAAUGAAGGAUCAGAGGAGCCGAAGCUCGAUAAAAACUUCAGCAGGAGAGAAGUGAAAGCCGCAAUAAGAAAGCUCGGGAAUCACAAAGCUCCAGGGGAAGACGGGAUGGCAGCAGAAUUUAUAAAGAACAGUGCACCAGAUGUCAUUGAAUGGAUAGGCGAAAUUAUAAAUAGAAUAUGGGACGAAGGAAGUAUGCCAGAAUGA